Molecule: messenger RNA, 1416 nt
Organism: Emericellopsis cladophorae
Lineage: Eukaryota; Fungi; Ascomycota; Sordariomycetes; Hypocreales; Bionectriaceae
Product: DNA damage-inducible protein 1
Exons: 3
Coding region: 1-1416 (471 amino acids)
Biological process (GO): proteolysis
Molecular function (GO): protein binding; aspartic-type endopeptidase activity
Source: RefSeq, a predicted model, not a curated record
AUGCUUCGAGUCGCACCGCAGGUGCAGGUUACCGUGCCUCAGACACGACAGGAUGAGCGCAUCACACUCAACAUCUCCAACCCCCGGGAGGGCGAAGAUGAUAACCUCAUCACCCUGGAGGUCUUCCCCGAGAUGACGGUCGAAACACUCCGCGAAUCUAUCCACGCCGAAAGCAAGGUCGCCCCGCUCUCGCAGCAUAUCUACCACAACGGAAAGCUCCUCUCCGACAACUCGAAAACGCUGGAGCAGCUCGAGAUUGCGGAUGGCGAGAUGUUGGCGGUCCACGUACGGGACAUGCGAGGCAGCACAGGCGUUCCAGCCCAGCCAGCUGCCCCUCGACAACCCCAGCAGCCACGCCCACCCCAGGGCGGACAGGCCCAGCCUGAUCCCGAGAUGAUUCGAUUGCAAGUCCUGGGCAACCCUGCGAUGCGCCAGCAAGUGCAGAGCCAGAACCCGGAUCUGGCAGCAGCCUUAGAGGAGCCCGCUCGCUUCGCGCAAAUCCUGCGUGACAGCUACGGCCGAGAGCAGAGGGAGCGUCUAGAGAGACAGAGGGAGAUUGAGAGGCUCAACGACGACCCAUUCAACAUUGAUAACCAGAGGCGGAUUGAGGAGAUGAUUCGACAAGAGCGAGUCAUGGAGAACCUCCAAAAUGCCAUGGAGCACAACCCCGAAGUUUUUGGCCGUGUUCAUCUGCUCUACGCUAAUGUCGAGGUGAACGGACACAAGGUCAAGGCUCUUGUCGACUCGGGAGCCCAGGCCACCAUCAUGUCACCAGACUGCGCCGAAGCUUGCGGCAUCUCCCGUCUCAUCGAUACGAGAUUCGCAGGUGUGGCUCGCGGUGUUGGCACAGCCAAGAUCAUUGGCCGCGUGCACGCUGCCCAGAUCCGGAUCGGCGAGUUGUUUCUGCCGUGCAGCUUCACCGUCAUGGAGGGCAAGUCUGUGGAGCUGCUGCUGGGGCUGGAUAUGCUCAAGCGAUACCAGGCCUGUAUCGACCUUCAAAAGGGUUGCUUGGUGAUUCAAGGCGAGAAUAUACCGUUCUUGGGAGAAGCAGAGAUUCCCAGGGACAUGGAGGAACAGGUAGAGGGCGAGCCGACGGCCCCAGGCCCAGGCGGCACACAGAUCGGCCAACGCUCCGGUGCGAUCCUCCCAGCGCCUGGUUUGCAACCCGAACAGUCAUCAGGUCGCUCGGUUGAGACUCCGGCUGCACCACCACAGCAGGCACCUGCUCUAGCGGCGCCCACGCCCACGCCUGUGUCCGCUCCGGCCGCAGCGCCGAGACCAUCUGAGCCUGGUGUCACCGAAGCUCACGUACAGACACUCAUUUCCAUGGGAGCCGAUCGAGCUCGCGCUGUCCAAGCGUUGCAAGCCUCCGGAGAUAAUGUCGACAUGGCUGCCGGCAUCCUCUUUUUUGGCUAA